This is a messenger RNA of Gambusia affinis (western mosquitofish), 1031 nucleotides long. Its product is annotated as apoptosis facilitator Bcl-2-like protein 14. The record is from RefSeq and is a predicted model, not a curated record. The transcript has 7 exons. NCBI's taxonomy places the organism in Eukaryota, Metazoa, Chordata, Actinopteri, Cyprinodontiformes, Poeciliidae. The coding region runs from base 116 to 991 and encodes 291 amino acids.
GUCAUAAACGUAAUAAAUAUGAGACGCGGCUCACAUUUUUAGUUGGUCGGUUGAAGUCAGAGGAGUUUCAACAAACGACAAGAAGACUUUUUAUUGCUCGAGAACGAUAAAUACGAUGGAGAACGGCAAAGUGGAAAACCGCGUCUCAGAAACCAUCGACAGCACCGCUCACUUGGACUGUAAUCUGAACUCUGAUAAAGAAAACAUGGAGGACACGGUGGAGUUCAGGCUCAUGAUGGCUUACGCUCAGAGGCGGCGGCCAGCGAAAGUCAACACACCCAAAGAAAACGGCUCGGCAGCAGAACAAUCGCUGACUCAGACAUCUGGAAAGACUGAAAACAAGGAGGAAGAGGUGGAGGAGAAGAAGAAGAAGAAGAAAAAGAAGAUAUGGAGGCAUCUGAAAGUGAUUUUCAAGUGUGUUCAGCCUCAGACGGUGGAGCCAGAAUCACCACAGGAUGAUGACCUCACCGACCCCAUGUACCGAAAAUUUGUUCCUGAAGACGAAGAAGUUGAAGAUCAGGAUGCGAUGCAGGAAGUGGCGGACCGAGUGAUCGGGAUUGCCGAUGAAUUUGAUUUCACUACCGAAAUGGAUCCGUGCAUCGAGUCCGAUGCAGGGGAAGAUGAUGUGGAGAAGAUGAUUGGUCUGCUGCUGAGGGACGAAGGCGACCGGCUGACAGAAGAGUUUGACCUGGCGCACAUUGCUGCAGACCUUUUUUUAGACUACAGCUUCUUCGCGAGGCUUCUCAACAGAUUUCUGAUCCGGAUCGGCUUCAGGAGACCGGACUCUGACGCCUUAGGACCCCAAGCAGCCAACAGAACCCAAAUCGCUGCCGCCUUAGAGAUUACAAGUCGUCUCGCCUCUGUGGAGGCAUUGCCCAAAGUCAAGUUAUAUAAACAUGGAGCUCGAUAUUUGCAGGAAUAUUAUUCAUUGUGGGCUCAAACGCAGGGUGGAUACGAGGCAGUGUUUCCUGAUGAAGAGGAAGUUGACUGAUUUGGAAGUUGAUUAUUCAUUACAAGAACAACAACAACAA